Messenger RNA from Mesorhabditis spiculigera, 855 nucleotides. The record is from the annotation of a GenBank genome assembly. NCBI's taxonomy places the organism in Eukaryota, Metazoa, Nematoda, Chromadorea, Rhabditida, Rhabditidae.
AUGACUGUCCCGAACGGGGGAGCUCCACAUGACAAUGAGAAGGAUGAUGCUCACGACAAGUUGCCCGAGAUCCACCUAGCAGCCGAUGGCCUCCCACCGAUGCACCACUAUAUCAAACACCACGAGGACCACGGCCACGAGAACGGCGCGUUCGAUGAUGACGGCCUGAAGUCGCCGCCGUUGAGCAGAAGAGGAACAUGGAUGAAAACCCGAUCCCGCCGAAACUCGUUGAAAUCGCUGCGAUCCCGGGCCAGCUCGAUCGUCGAGUCGAUCAAGGAUGUUAUGUCCAAGGAGACGAUUAUGACCAUUUGGAUUCAGAGCGCCCUGCCCUUUCUGAUCGCUGGUCUCGGUUCUAUUGGCGCCGGUGUUGCCCUGAAUCAAGCACAGCAAUUUCCGCUUUUUGUAAAAAUCCCACAAAUGAUCGCCCUAUCCACCCCGAUUAUGGGCUUGAAGGGAAAUUUGGACAUGACUUUUGCGUCGAGAUUGGCAACUAUGAGUCACCAAGGAAAACUUGACACAUGGGAUGGCAUCAAAAAAAGAGUACCGAUCAAUAUGAUGUUGGUACAGGCUCAAGCCAUGGUCAUCUCCUUUUUCGCCACGGCGCUUACUUUGGCCCUUUCUGCUAUUCAGAAUGCAGUCGGCGUUGCCGGGGCACCUUCGAUGGAUUCCAUUGGCGUGCACAUCCCGCUAAUGAUCGCCACCGGCCUAAUGACAAUCUGCACGUCUUGCGGCGUGAUGGACACCGUCAUGGCCACCAUGGUUAUUGUUUCCAGACGCAAAAACGUGAACCCCGACAACAUCACCGCCCCCAUUGCCGCGUCGAUGGGCGAUCUAGCGUGCAUGUGCUUGCUGCGA